Electrophorus electricus (electric eel) is the source of this 4105-nucleotide messenger RNA. RefSeq names its product mutS homolog 2 (E. coli) (gene msh2). Gene Ontology annotation, biological process: mismatch repair; somatic recombination of immunoglobulin genes involved in immune response; mitotic recombination. The record is from RefSeq and is a predicted model, not a curated record. Gene Ontology annotation, cellular component: nucleus; MutSalpha complex. Lineage: Eukaryota; Metazoa; Chordata; Actinopteri; Gymnotiformes; Gymnotidae. Gene Ontology annotation, molecular function: ATP binding; mismatched DNA binding; ATP-dependent DNA damage sensor activity.
GUGGAAAGACACCGUACCGGCCCGUUAGGACGGUCGUUGUGACGUUAUUUCCUCUGCUUUGCCUUUGACCUCGUCCACAUUGUUGGUGGCGGGAGAUUCCAGCAUGGCGGUGCAACCAAAGCAGAGUCUGUCUAUGGACAGUGCAUCAGAAACUGGAUUUCUAAAUUUUUACUUCUCUAUGUCUGAAAAACCAGACACUACAGUGAGAAUAUUUGAUCGAAGUGAUUAUUAUACUGUGCAUGGAAAAGAUGCUAUUUUUGCUGCAAAGGAAGUCUUCAAGACGAAUGGAGUUAUCAAAAAUCUUGGUUCAGGUAGCAGGAGGCUGGAGAGUGUGGUCCUCAGUAAGAUGAACUUUGAGUCAUUCGUGAGAGACUUGCUCCUGGUCAGGCAGUAUCGUGUGGAAGUGUACAAGAACAAGGCAGGGAGCAAGAGCAGCAAGGAUCACGACUGGCAAAUAGCCUACAAGGCCUCUCCAGGGAACCUGACCCAGUUUGAAGAGGUCCUGUUCAGUAGUGCAGGAGGCCCAGGAGAAGGUGCUGCUGGAGUGGUGGGGAUACGUUUGGGCACAGCAGGUGACGGUCAGCGUGUUGUGGGUGUUGGAUAUGUUGACAAUGCGCUGAGGAAACUGGGUGUCUGCGAGUUUCCUGAUAAUGACCAGUUCUCCAACCUAGAAGCUUUCCUGGUACAGGUUGGCCCAAAAGAGUGCGUGCUCGCUGGCGGAGAUGCAGCUGGGGACGCUGGUAAACUUAGACAGGUGGUAGAGCGUGGAGGCAUUCUCCUUUCAGACAGGAAGAAGGCAGAGUUUACGACCAAGGACAUUGUUCAGGAUCUCAACCGUCUGCUGAAGGCUUGCAAGGGAGAGUCCGUUUCUAGUGCUGCACUACCAGAGAUGGAGAAACAGAUUGCCAUGUCCUGUUUGGCAGCCGUUAUCAAAUACCUGGAGCUUCUUUCUGAUGAGUCCAACUUUGGUUCCUUCAAAAUGAUGAUGUUCGACCUCAGCCAGUACAUGCGUUUGGACAAUGCUGCUGUACAGGCUCUUAACCUCUUCCAGGCAUCUUCUGAUGAUUCUACAGGUACCCACUCCCUGGCAGGACUUUUGAACAAGUGCAGAACACCUCAAGGCCAACGUCUGGUCAACCAGUGGAUCAAACAGCCUCUCAUGGACAAAAACAAAAUUGAAGAAAGGCUGGAUCUUGUGGAGAGUUUCGUAGAGGACUCGGAGCUGAGGCAGAGCUGUCAGGAGGACCUGUUACGGCGCUUCCCUGAUCUUAACCGCUUGGCUAAGAAACUACAGCGGCACAGUGCCACCCUGCAGGACUGUUACCGCGUCUACCAGGCUGUGGGUCAGCUGCCAGGACUGCUUCUGGCCCUGCAAAGACACACUGGAAAUCAUCAAGUCCUGCUGAAUGCAGUCUACAUUUCGCCCCUCAGUGACCUAAUCUCAGACUUCUCCAAGUUUCAGGAGAUGAUUGAAACGACACUGGACAUGAACCAGGUUGAGCACCAUGAAUUCCUGGUGAAACCAUCCUUUGACCCUGCACUGAGUGAACUGAGGGAGAACAUGGACUCACUGGAGAAAAACAUGCAGGGCUCCUUAAACAGUGCGGCUCGCGAGCUCGGUCUGGAUGCAGGUAAGACAGUGAAGCUGGAAUCCAAUGCGCAGAUGGGUUACUACUUCCGGGUCACUUGCAAAGAGGAGAAGAGCCUGCGCAACAAUAAAAAGUUCACAACUCUAGACGUGCAGAAGAACGGAGUACGCUUCACCAACAGUAAGCUCAGCUCUUUGAAUGAGGAGUACAUCAAAAGCAGGGAGGAGUAUGAGGAAGCACAGAACGCCAUCGUUAAAGAGAUCCUCAGCAUCGCCGCCGGCUACGUGGACCCUGUGCAGACGCUCAACGAUGUGGUCGCACAGCUGGACGCAGUGGUCAGCUUUGCGGUGGUGUCCCACGCAGCUCCCGUGCCCUAUGUGAGGCCUAGGGUGCUGGAGAAAGGCUCUGGCACGUUGAUUCUGAAGGGAGCACGUCAUCCCUGUGUAGAGGCCCAGGACGACGUGGCAUUCAUCCCCAAUGACGUGACUUUCACUAGAGGAGAGAAGAUGUUCCACAUUAUUACAGGUCCAAAUAUGGGUGGGAAAUCAACAUACAUCCGUCAGGUGGGGGUGAUCGUGCUGAUGGCACAGGUCGGUUGCUUUGUACCCUGUGAUGAGGCGGAGGUUAGUGUAGUGGACUGUAUUCUGGCCCGUGUGGGUGCUGGAGACAGUCAGAUCAAAGGGGUGUCGACAUUUAUGGCAGAGAUGCUGGAGACAGCCACCAUCUUGCGCUCUGCCACUGAGGACUCUCUGAUCAUAAUUGAUGAAUUAGGCCGGGGAACAUCCACUUAUGAUGGCUUUGGCUUGGCUUGGGCAAUCUCUGAGUACAUUGCCACGCACCUCAAAUCUUUCUGCCUUUUUGCCACUCACUUCCAUGAGCUGACUGCCCUAGCACAGCAAGUGCCAACGGUCUGCAACCUACAUGUUACUGCACUUACUACAGACAGCACUCUCACCAUGCUCUACAGGGUGAAGAAAGGUGUGUGUGACCAGAGCUUUGGGAUCCAUGUGGCUGAGCUGGCUAACUUUCCCAAACAUGUAAUCGCUAGUGCACGAGAAAAGGCUCUGGAGCUUGAAGAGUUCCAAUACGUCUCCAGUGCUGGUGAAGAAGGGACUGAGACUGGGCCUGAAACCAAGAAGCGCUGCAUGGAGAAACAGGAGGGGGAAAAGAUCAUCGAGGCAUUCCUUGCUAAGGUGAAAGUGCUGCCAGUUGAGGACAUGUCUUUGGAGGACAUCAAAGCACAGCUGGGCAAAAUGAAGGUGGAGGUGUUGGCCCAAAACAAUGGUUAUGUUAACAAAAUACUGUCCUGCACUGCAAAUGUGAAAAUGGAUUAAGCAUGAGAAGACUGAUGUUUGAUGCUUGUGAUUCCUCUCCAGCUUUUUCAGCUGUACAACACUAUCCAUUAUGAUAAACACCUAUAACAUAAGAGUAUUUUUGUAUUUUAAAACAUUUUUCUGGCUUGUUUUCUUCUCCCUUAUGUUCAGUCACCCAAUUUCAUUGUUUCUGUAGAGUUCUGUUUUUCAUAGUAAACGUGUUCUGCCUGUUGUGUGGUUUUUUUUGUUUUUGUUUGUCUCCAUGUGACUGUCGUCCUGCAUAAGUGUUUACUGGUUUUUUUUUUGUUUUGUUUUUUAAUGUUCUGAUGUGAUGUUGCUUCUGAUUGUUUAGGUAGGUAGAGGAGUCAACAUUCACUGCAACAUUGCUCCCUUUAUAUUAUUGUAGAAAAACAAUUCAAAGAAAUUGUGCCAUCUAGUGGUAGAAUCAGAUCAGUCAACAUUUAACAUUUUUGAACAAAAAAAAGCAUACUUAAUAUUUUUUUGUUUUUCUUUAUUUUUAAAUUAUACACUACAAAUAUGCUACUCAAGAGCAUAGAUUAUAAAAUUGUAUUUAGAAACGUACCCUGCUCCAGGGAUGGAUAGUGUAGCUCAAUAUUCAUCACUUGUGAUAUUUCCAUCUAACUGGGACCUGAUCAAGCAAAAAUUCUGCGACCAUUUUUAUAUUUUAUGCCGCUAACACAGGUGCUUUUGCUCUUAGGGUUUUGGGUGAAUAUGUUCAAAUAUUUAGAGUUGGCACCAUCUGAUAACUUGUUUAUUGCAGUUGUACUAGACUGUCUUGAACCUGAAAGAUACAAUUUUAUGCCCUGUGGAAACCGAUGGAAGGUAAUUCUACAGCCCAUGUUUCACACACAAAAAUGGAGUUCUGGAAAUUUUCUUUAAAAGAUGCACUGCUAAAAAACGCAACGUUCAGGUUUUAAUCUUUUGUGAAAUUAUUGCUAGCCACUUCUAUAUAUAUGAGUGCAUGCUGCGCUUACUAUUUGGUUCUUAGUGAGUUUGGUGUUAACUAACCUAUUGCAAAUGGCAAAUUUAGCUUUUGUUGGAUAGGUUUUAAUUUGAUUCCACAGACACCUUAAGUAAUGUUCAGUGGUUAUAGCUUUUUGUCCAAAAUGUUAUUUUUCACGUUCAUUCUGUGGUUCCACAGAGCAGGAUACAUUAAUACCUAGAGAAACUGAUCUAUUCUGA